ACCAGUGUGUUUUUUUGUUGUCGAGUUUGCUACGUAGGUAUAUAGUACCUACCUAGUUAGUUUCCAAAUUGCAAAAUGCAGGCAAAUGUUGCAUCGAUAAUUUUAUAUUAGAGAGUCAUAAAUAAGUGGCAUAAUAAAGGCAUACAUUUGUUUUGACAUAAAGCACAACGAAUGUGCUGUUAAAGUAAGUAGGUACCUUAGAUUUUCAACAGUUCGUAAAAUUUAUGUCGACGUGGAAAAAAUAGUCCGUCCUGUGCUAUUAACAUUGAGUAAGAGCGCGUAUUGUUGUCAAUUUAGAGUGAUUCUAAGUUCACAAUGGAAGCCACGGACCGUCUGCUUGGUAAAGAAAGUCUAGACAGUGAUAAAUUGGCUGGAAAAGUGAGAACAUCAGGAGUCAAGUGUGACAUAGUCAAUGAGUGCCAGAUGUGCAUUAAGGCUGAAGACGGUGGUGGUGAUGUUCACUUGAAUGCUGUUGAUAAGGCUGUUCUAGGUAACAAAGAUAAACCAAAGUUUGUCACAUCAACUCCAGACCAAAAGAAGGAUAGCCCAACUGACAAUCAGACUGCAAAUUCAAAUCCCGAAUGUGAUUUAGAGGAUGUUCCAGACUUGCCCAUGGAUGAUGGUCUCCCAGAGACUGUGACUGUGCUCAAUGCCCCAGACGGAGGCAAAGUUUAUUUGGUGGGGACUGCACACUUCAGUUUACAGUCUCAAGAAGAUGUUUCUAAGGUUAUUCAAGAAGUGAAUCCACAUAUUGUUAUGGUGGAGCUGUGUCAGCAAAGGACCAAUAUUUUACUGCUAGAUGAAGAAAUAAUACUCAGAGAAGCCAAGAAUAUAAAUAUCAAAAAGAUAAGAGAAACUAUGGCACAGAAUGGUGUCUUUAAUGGCCUUAUGUAUAUUUUACUACUAAACAUGUCCGCCCAUAUAACGCGAGAGCUUGGCAUGGCGCCUGGCGGGGAAUUCAGACGCGCCAUGGCAGAGGCUAAAAAGAUUCAGAAUUGCAUCGUGCAGCUUGGUGACCGGCCUAUUGACAUCACAUUGCAUAGAGCCAUCGCAUCACUGUCUUGGGGACAGACCAUACGAUUUAUUUGGCAUCUGCUCACUUCUAAUAAGAGUAUAAGCGCGGAGGAAGUGGAGAAGUGCAAGCAGAAGAAGAUGCUGGAGGACAUGCUGGAGGAGAUGGCGCAGGAGUUCCCGGCGCUGGAGCGCGUGUUCGUGCUCGAGCGGGACAUGUUCCUCUGCAACUCGCUGCAGCUCGCCGCUCUGCAGCCGCGUAAGGAGCCCUGUCGAAUAGUGGGGGUAGUCGGUAUUGGACACGUGAAUGGAAUAGUUCAACACUGGGGCAAGAUCAAACCGCAGGAUAUCCCGCCGUUGUUAGAGGUUCCGCCGGCGUCGCUGACGACCCGCGUGCUGCGGGCGUCGGUGCGAGCGGCCGCGGCCGCCGCGCUCGUGUACGCGGCCGCGCGCUUGUUCCCCCGCCGGUGGCUGCCCUGAUCACUCACUCAUCACUGUCACUGUCACUGUCACUGUCACUGAUCACGAUCAUCCCUACAGGUUUCUCCUACUGCUGACUACACUUGGUAAGAAGAUAUCGAUUGGAUUUGAUAAUGUGUGUUUGUGUAUUUGAAAAAUAAAAUAUUGUUAUUGCCGAAUUUGUUAUUGUUAGGUAUAUAGUUUUUAAUUUUAAUGAAUGAUGAGCAUUACUUUUUAAGAACAGUCCAAAUUGCAUUGUAAAUGUUAAUUAUAUGUUACGUUAGUAUAAAAUUGGCAAAGCCUUAGUUGUAUAUAUUGGAUGUGACAAUUUUUUUUUCAUGCUUAUUUCAUGAAUUAGCUUUUGAUACAUUCUUGAACACUGGCUGUUUAACUAUAUCUCAUGGCGAUUAAGGUUUUAUAAAUAUACUGAAGAAAAAAAUAUUGAUCAUCGAUAUAGUGCUGCAUGUCUAUGCAUGCUACUUGUCUAAAUUAAUUACUAUUCCUAAUAUUUUUGUCAAAUAAAAUAAUUAUAUGUGAGAUUAUAAGAAUAGGACGUAUAAUUAUUUUUCAAUAAAUUUCCUAAAUUUUUACGCCGCUAGAGUUAUUUCUACUUUUUUCCUAAUAUUUGACGACUUAAAGUAUGUUGAAAACGUGCAAUAUCAUUACUUACUCGGCGUUAUUGUAGCGUUCGGCUUUGCCUCUCUCCAAUAUUCUGACUCGUUUGCAAUAACCAACAUUUUUGUGCUUGUAUCCUAAUGUGCUAUUCUAAUGUUGCUAAAAUAGUACAGGGCCUUGUAGACUAAGUCCUAAUUAUCCCUACCUUAAUUAUUAAGUUAUUGAGUAUGAGACACGUUGGUAAUUUUUAAAAUGUGAAUAACAUUGCACUAAAGUGCCUUUUGUUUAAACAUGUUCAAUACGCGAAGGCAUUUAGAUUAUUAUUGAAAAUGGUUCGGGAGGAAAAUAUUUUACCAUCUACUUGGGCCGUACUGGAUAUUUAUUUACAUUUUGCAACUGUACUGGAUAUCUAUUUUCUUAUGUUUUUGCUGACCAUUAAAAAUGGUCUGAAAAACAACAUUUGAACGAAACGUGACCCUUUUCAUGCAGUCGGCUAAUAACUAUAGUGCUGCCACUAUAGUUAUUUUAAUCCUUUACCAAAAAAGAGUUAACAUAAUGUGUAUUUAGGGUUCAGAAUACAUAAAUAUCCGUAACUUUGCAUUGUGUGGUAGAAUUUUAUAUUUCUUUAAGCCACAUUUUGAUAAUGAUAUAAAUGCCUAUGAUGGGCAUAAAGCGAAGUUAGUGUGUAGAUUGCAUUGAAGGAAAUUUAUAUGAGUCGAUUUAGUCUUCUCCUCUCAUAAUAUAGGGUAACAAAUACAACCUGAUCAGAUUUAUAUGGGUUGUUUAAAGAUAAUAUUUCUUAAUUAGGUCUAUGAUGUUCUCACUUAUACAUUUAGACGCCCUGAAGUUUGCUUAUUAUUAUAAAAUAUAUUAAAAUUUAAAUCAGCACCCAGACGUGGGUUUACACACAAUUUAUGCUCAAAAUACUGGCUUAAUCCAAUCUUAUAGAUGUUUAUGCCUAAUUUAUUCCCAAAGUGUCCGGCGCAAACCCAUACCGCAUAAUAUAACUAAAAUAGUCUAUAUUAAAGAUAAUAUUCAGAUUAUCGCUAUAAUAGUAUAGUUUUAAGUAAACGAGGAUUAAGUAUACAUGUCAUGUUUUCGACUGAUAUAAUAAUACAAUUUCAAGCAGUCAAUUAAAAGUAGUGGAAUAUAUUAUGUAGGUAUACCUAUUAUAUUAUGGCCAUUGGAUAUUCUUAAAGCGAUUUAUUAUAAAAGCUACAUAAUACAUUACAAUAAAAGAUAUCUGAUUUCUGUGAAGUAUAUAAAUUCGCGGGCACGACUAGAGAUGGGUUUACGCCCGCUAUUUUCUCAUUUUAUUCCCAAACAGUCCGAUGCAUAGUUACAAUGCAAACCCAAGUAGUAGAUGCACUAGUUUGGUUUGCGCUCGACUUUUUGGGAAGAGCUGGGAAAACACUGGGAGUAAACCCAUCUAUGGGUGCGAGUAAUCAUAUUUGAUCUACGAUUAAAAUUAAAUUGCGUUGAUCUGAUAAUAAGAUUAUCUUGUGACCAUAAUAAAAUAGUAGUCCGAAUAAAGUUUUUCGCACUUUAUACAUUUACAUUAUAUCAGUAAUGUAUUUCCACCAUGUCGCCCUAUAAUCUGCGUCUGCUUAAUAUCAUUAUAACUUACGUAUGUAUUUCAUAGGUAUUAUUUAUUAUAUGCAACAUGGUUUUGUCUGUACCUUAGUAAUUAAGUCAAGCGAAUUUAAAAUUCUAUUGAGUUGUUGUUUUUAAAAUACUUAGUCAUAAUUACUCGUACAUAUUAAUUUAAUGUUAUUAAGUCGUUUUUUCCCCGUACACUUGCGGUUUUUACCAUUUUCAAUAUGCAGACAAAGUAAUAUAAUUGAAAUAAGAUUUAUUCGUAAAAAUUACUAAUAUUCUAAAUUAUAAUAAAGUAGAAUAAUGUUAUUAUUCAAAUGUUCAUGAGAACUGUGAUAAUUAACAACCACACGCGUCCAUUCUUUUUUCAUCGUAGUUUUAAAUCUAAGCAUCAAUUUUAAAUAUUGUCUGAUUAUUUUUUGUUAUCGUGUCAAAAUCUGUACUGAUCUGAAUUGUUCAUGAUUUAAUGGUCACAAAUAUUGUACGUUUAUUUCCUAUCAAUAAAAUAUUAUUACUA
This is a messenger RNA of Plodia interpunctella (Indianmeal moth), 4198 nucleotides long. RefSeq lists its product as uncharacterized. The coding region runs from base 316 to 1491 and encodes 391 amino acids. The record is from RefSeq and is a predicted model, not a curated record. The transcript has 11 exons. NCBI's taxonomy places the organism in Eukaryota, Metazoa, Arthropoda, Insecta, Lepidoptera, Pyralidae.